AUGGCUGCCCCGAAGUUUCUGAAGAAGGAACCACGCGUGUUUAUCAUCACGCGCGUUAGUCACGCACACGCGUGACGAGAUGAUGAAUAAAUUACGUUGCAAUUUUUGGAAAAUCAGUGUAUUUUUGCCCUUUAUAGGAAAAUUCCAUGAAAGUGGUUUUCACUAGUGUAUGUGCUAUACGCUAACCAUGUAUAAUUUUCUCGUAAAUUCGUGGUUUUAUAAAUAAAUGGUAGUUAGCUUCGUAGAGCUGAAGGAGCACGUCGUUAAAACUAAAUCUCUCAUUUCUAUGUAAUCAACGAUAAGUACAAGCCAACCAGCACUCUAACAGCUAUUAUAAAAUAAAAAAAUUAACAUUGUUUCCUCAUUCUGUCAUAAUAACUAUAUACCGCUCGAGCCACGCGUUCGGGCCUCAAAAGCAACGGACCCGGCACAAACCUCGGUCGCGGAAGUGAAAUGACGUCAUAUUUGCAGGGCUCGGAGUCCCCUCAUCGUAUUGGCUGAAAAUCGAAACAGUACGACUGGCGCCGAUCGCGUGGCUUUGAAUUUUCGCCUAGAAAAGUGGGGAAACGGGAUCCUUGGCAAGUUAGAGAACAAAUCAGGGCUCAGGCUAUCUACAGGCAAGCUUAGAUUUCCACGGUAAGUCGAAAAUCGGCGAUAAAAGUCAAAUUUUUGACUCGGCCAUCGAUCGAUUAUUGCCGUAUGGGCCUGUACAGGGCCGUAUAUCGCCAAAAAUCGCCGAUUUCGGCGGGAAAAUCUUUAGAUAUUAAACUAGAAUGUGUAUAAAAGUUUUCUCCAAAUGGCUAUGGGUUUAGGGUACUUAUUUCGGGGUGAUUUGGUGUUAAUUUUAGGUUCUGUGUUAAGUUGGCCGUAGCCAGCCGGUCAAAAUGACUCAACAAAUUCCGCUUCUACGCGCUUAGUUUUGUUUGUUUUUACGUGGUUUUCGUUCAAAUCGCUUUUCUAAGUAUUUUUGGCCGUAUUAGAGAACUGGCUAGGUUUUCGAUCGGCAAAAAACUCACACUUUUUCGCAUUUCAGAAAAUGCAGUGUCGGCGCUGCAAUGGAUGAUGGGAAAUGCUUAUUAGACGUGAUCAGGUAAAUAAAUUAGCAUAAUUUAGCAUAUAAAAUUUCGCUCCUUUUAUAUGAAAUUUUGCCCAAAUUUGCCCAUUUUAUUCUUAUAAAUUGUAGUUGGGUCACAAUUGUGGUUUUUGUUUGCAAAUAUAGUGACCCACAAGCCUUGAAAGAGUUUUUUCGAAGCACAAGUCAGGUUUGUAUAUUAUUUCAUGUUUGCCAAAUUAUAAAUUCAAAACGGAUCCACUGAGCUCAAUGUGUGUGCAGGACUAAUAUUUGAAAGUGGUGUUUUGCAUGUCUUGUUUGGUUUUUGCCCGCUGCGUUAUCCUGUUCAAUAUUUGAACCUUAUUUGGGGAAACCGAAUUGACCCGUUAAGCCACAAUGCACCCAAAUUUGUCAUUCAAAAUUGUCUAAAUGCCCGGCAAUUUACUUGCCAAAAGGGAUAGCAUUAGAUGGUGGAUCGAGGUACGUUUACACGCUGCGAUUUGGUGUGUAUGGUUCAUAUUCUGGCAUGUGAAAAUUAGUGCUGACACCAAAAUUCCUCUUCAUUUAGCUUAUGGCAAAAUUUUAAACGCAACCACUUUUUUUGUGUGUUUUUGAUUAUACAUACACCAGAAUAUGAAUUGUACCUGACAAAUCACAGUGUGUACUAAACAUACCUUUAAGCAGACCAUCGUGCAAUGUCUCAUGUCAACCCGGUUAAGCAAUGGUGCACCCUAACAGACCCUAGCUACUUUGUUCUUUUACUCUUUCUAAACCCAUGCAGUCGAUUUACUUGUCAAGGGGGAAGUAUUGGUGCUCAGUGGGUUAUUAAUGGCCAUCAAUUUUUUUUUUAAACAGCUUGCAUUUGUGGAGGGUAAAGUUCCACCUUUAACUGAUAAACCUGAUAAUGUAAGUAAAGCAAUGAUAUUUGUAGCACAGUGGUUACUGUAUGUAUGGGGUUUUUUUUCACUUCUGCAAGUCGAGUUACCCUGCAAUAUGCAGCUGUUUUUGUACAAUAUGCAGCCGUCCACCUUUUGGCGAAGGUGAAAUUCAAGGAUUUUCCAUGACUUUCAAUGCCCUUUUUCAGUAAAUUCAAGGACCUAGAGCUGGGGAAAAUCUUGAAAUGAAAAUGACACAGAUUUGCCGUAAAUAAUUGACUUUAUUCAGUAAUUUUAAUCAAAAUCACUAAUGUUGGCACACAGCUGGAGGUUAAGGAAAUUCAUUCCGGGACUUUCCAGUCCUGGAUUUUUUUUCCAAUACAAGGACUUUCCAGGAUAUUCAAGGCCUGUGGACACCCUGCUUUUUCCGGUUUGAGAGAAGAGUGCUUCCAGUUUAAUCCAUAGUAACAUUAGACCACAAGGGAUAGGUGGCACUUCCAAUAUUAAAGCUUCUUUUUGUACUGACAUUGGAGCAAGUAAGAGAUGGCCCUUACUGGACAUCUAGGGAGAAUGGUUUAGAAACAAUAGAGAUGUACAGCAACCAGUAUAAAAUAAUAAGUUAGUUAAUUUUUAAACUCUCAUUAUUGUCUAUUUUACAGAAACAAGGAACAACUAACAAUAUUUCAAGAAAUGACAAUGUUGUAUUUUCAACCACCAACUCCCAAUCAUCAAACAAUCAACCGUCACAGUCGAUCUCGACAUCGAGUGCACAUAUAAAUAAACAAAGUACACCUUUGGCUCACCUUUCAUUCCUGUCUAAUGCUGGAAAUGCUCCGGGGAACUUUUUGGGCAAUAAGGCCUCAUCGAUAAAUAAUGGUGUACAAACUAACACUGGGACAAGCAAUUUAACAACUGCCAGUAACUCAAGAAGUAUUAAUCUAGCUUCAAACAAUCACAACUUGGUAACUUCGGGUAUUCAAAGCGUGAACAAUUUGGGAUCUACUAAGCCAUUAACCAUAGGCAUUCCUUCAUCACAACCUGCAAAUGUGCCACUUUCGUUUGGUUUUGGUGAUGCAAGCAAAGCGAGAAACAUUCUGUCAACCAGUUCGGUUCCUUUGUUGACUGUCGCAAAGCCUACUGUGGCAUCGGCUAAACAAAGCGUUACCCAACAGUCAACCCCACCUAGACUUGUUGCCAGUCCUCAAGCAGGGCUCAGUGCUACAGUCCGACCUCAGAAUCUAAAGAGCUCGCCCUUGCCAAUAUUAAGACCAAAGGGUAUAGCACCUAGGCCACAAAACACAUUAAUUCCUGGAGCGCAAAACAAUUCGCAAAUUACUAUACAAGGAAAUGUUCUAACUCAAGGCCCCAAAACUACUCCGAUGAAAGGGCAACCACAGUUAGUCGCAAUUCGACCAAAAAUUGUAAUUGCCCAACCAAAUACAAGCGGUUCAGGACUUGAUGGUCAAACAAACAGUGGAAAUUCUACAGCUAGGCCAAAACAAGCCGUACAAAACACAUUCACUCUUGGAGGAAAAGGGCAACCCCAAUUGCCAAAACAGAUUUUGAACACAUUAACUGUGCCACAUCUUAAACAAGGAAUGCAGAACCAAGCAGUCGGCAAGUCUGGUUUAGCAAGUUUGGUUCAGCUACAGCCCAAGCAAAUUGCACCAAAGCCAGAGCAAGUUUCUACAGCUCAAAUUGGAAAGGCGAAGCUAACACAAGAUCUGCAAGUGCAGACAGCAUUACUUCAAAGUUUAUUGGCACAAGGUCAAUUUGGAGUUCAGACAAAUGCUGGGCAGAAAGAUUUGAAGCAGGGUACGAAUUUGGGUCAAGACAAUUCAGCACAACAGCAAAAGCUUUUUGUGCAACAGAAUCAGUUGAAGAAACUAAUACAACAGAAUCAACUUGUACAGCAAGCUCUUCAAGUACGGCAAGCUCAGCAACAACAACAGCAACUUACACAAUCACAACAAGCACAUACACAACAACAACAGCAACAUACACAAUCACAUUCACAACAACAACAGCAGCAUACACAACAGCAACAACAAAACAUGGCCUUACUCCAAAUGAAAUCCCCACCAUUAAACACCAAUAAUACCACAAUGCCUACCCAACAGGUCAAACUUCAAGUCCCUUCAUCCCAAAUUACGCUCAAUGCUGCAAACCUAGCCUCUCAACUAAAAGAAGCAAUCAACACGAAACAACUUCAACAGUUUUUGGAAAAGAACCCAAUUGUGGCACAACAACUGAAGCAACUGAACAUGAGACAGGCUGGUCUGGCAGUAAAUGCCAGACAACAGGGUGUUUCAGGGAAUACAGUGACUGUCAGUAGUGCAACUCCUGUUAAAACCGUAACACAAUUACAGAAACCUACAGCGACAAUUGCGCAGGUACAAAAGGGUACAGUGAACCAGUUGCAAACUGUUACACAGUUGCAGAAAAGUACUAUAAAUCUAAACCAAAAACCAUCUUUAACUAUUGGCCAGUUUCAGAAGCCCGCUGUAAUAAACCAGCUAGCAAAACCGACCGCAAAUGUAAACCAACUACAAAAACCUGCUGUGUCAAGCAUAACUCAUUUACAGAAAGGUGUUACAACUAAUAUAACCCAGAUAGCAAAACCAGCUGUAAUUCCUAACCCAAAGAAGGUCAUUAGUAUACCAUCAACUGGUCAAGUAACACAAAUCACCACACUAUCUGCUGGUACCAAUAUCCAGACGUCCAACCAAAAACCAGUUACCGGUACCACACAGAAAGUGGUUAUAGUUCAAAAUGCUAAUUCAAUGCCGACACUCACUCCUGGACAACCCAAAGUUUUGCUACAGACCAAAGAGGGGAGGCCAAUACUACUCUCGCAAGAGCAGUUUAGGCAGAUUCAAGCGCAGUUAGCCAGUAAGAAUUUGAGUAUACAAGGAAAGUUGGUUACAGCAGCUCCUGUUACUACAACAACAGCAACAACGGUUAAGCCACAGGUGGUUGUGAAGACUGAAGCAACUACUCCUAAGGUAAGGAUAAAUAUUAGCAGUUCAAUUGUUUCUGCACUUCAAAGUCCAACACUGGGUGAAUUAAUGAGUUUGCAAAUUGGUGAGUUUUACCGGUAACUAUUCUUAGUUUGAAUUGUCAUGUGUUAACCUUAAUUUAAAUUAUAAUUAAAAUUGUUACACUGUAAAUAUUAUACCAGUUCAAUUUUCUUAACCCAUUGAGCUGCAAUGUGCCCCACUUAUUUUUUUUACUUGUCUAAUGCCAGACGAUUUUACUCGUCAAUGGGGAAGCUCUGCAGCUUAAUGGUUAACCAAAAAAUCUAACAAUGUCUCUAUUUAACCCAUUGAGCUGCAAUGUGCCCCAUUUAUUUUUUUUUACUUGUCUAAUGCCAGACGAUUUUAUUUGUCAAUGGGGAAGCUCUGCAGCUUAAUGAUUGAAGAAGCAUAAGUGUGUUUCUUUUUCAAAUUGGGUUUUCUGUAAAAACGUGACUGCAGAAAACGUUUUCUAUGGGGAAUACAGGAAUUACGCACCUCGCAAUGUCUAGUGCAAACCAUGAUAACACUAAUGUUUUGAAUAUCAGUAACUGUUUUUUCUUUGCCAUCAUGUACAGGUUAACCAGAAAGUUUUACCAGCCACAGCAAAAACUCCGAGUACCAAACAGGUACCGUGCCUUCACAUUCAAUGUUAUCAUUUAGGAUCUCAUUGUGUUGAGAAGAAGUAUUUGUUGCAAUGCACUGUAAAGUACAAAACAAUAGAUACUCCGAAAAUUGAAAGAAAGAAAAAAAUGCUUUUAAUUUUCGGAGUAUCUAUUGUUUUGUAUUUUAUCAAAAUACUCAGUGGUUCCCGUAAUUUAUGCACUGUAAGGUAUAUAACUUAUUUGCUCCAUUUGUUUCAGGAAGUAACAAAAAAUACAAAGCGGCCAAUCAAAGCAGUGGAAACGGAGGAAUCGAAGUUGAUAAAAAGGUAUUUUCAAUUUGAAAUUUCCCAUCUGGGGUAGCACAACCAUACUUGGGAAAAAACUGCUGCUUGAAAAAUGACAAUGUAUAUUUUUUUAAUUUUCCUUAAAGGAUGAAACUAACUGUACAAAAGGAUCAGAAUGAUGUUUGUUUCACUGAUAUACAUAAACCAUUCAAAUCACAGCAAGAUGCAAUCACAUGUCUCACACCAUAUCAUGUAUAUUCUGAACCUAUUCCUAACGCCAGAAUGCAACAUAAAGGUAGGACAUGAAGGUUGUCAAGAAAGCAGUACGUUAUAGUGGUGGUGGUUAAUUAUGGUGGUGAUGACGGUGGUUGGUGGUGACGAAGAUGGUGGUGGAUAAUUUAUUAUCUUGAUGGUGGUGGAUAAUUAUGAUGAUGGUGGUGGAUAAUUAUGAUGAUGACCAGUGGAUAAUUUAUUAUCUUGAUGGUGGUGGAUAAUUAUGAUGAUGGUGGUGGAUAAUUUAUUAUCUUGAUGGUGGUGGAUAAUUAUGAUGAUGGUGGUGGAUACUUAUGAUGAUGGUGGUGGAUAAUUUAUUAUCUUGAUGGUGGUGGAUAAUUAUGAUGAUGGUGGUGGAUACUUAUGAUGAUGGUGGUGGAUAAUUAUGAUGAUGGUGGUGGAUACUUAUGAUGGUGGUGGUGGAUACUUAUGAUGAUGGUGGUGGAUAAUUUAUUAUCUUGAUGGUGGUGGAUAAUUAUGAUGAUGGUGGUGGAUACUUAUGAUGAUGGUGACGAUGGAUAAUUAUGACGAUGUUGACAUACUAAAACAAUUUCCAACAUAAAUGUCAUUUUCAUUUCAGCAAACGCAUUACUAGACAAGUUAGCGCUACAGCUGACACAUAAAAGUGACAAGAUGAUAAAUAAAUAUCGACAGUUGUUGCUCAGUGACAUGCAGGUGAGCCUAAAGCCCAGGUCACACUACACAAUGAUUAUGAUACAAUAACUUGCAUACAGUAUGUGUGCUGAUUGGUAAAAAAUUUAUCGUUGUCGUCCGACUGAAAACAAAAUCGCUCGGGUGAGCGAUUUUAAAAUCAUCAUCAAAUGAUAAUUUUAUCAUUUGUGUUGUAGUGUGGACACUAACACAAUUUUUUCCCCAAUUAUCACGUGUUUACAAUUCAUCGUGUCGUUAUCGUUGUGUAGUGUGACCGGGCCUUAACAGGACCUCCAGGGAGAGCAGUUUAGAAACAAUGGAGCUAUCCAGUAUAAAUAAACUAAAUUUCAACUUUGCUAUUUAGCGAGAUGUACCCUCUGCUGAAGUCGUCAUGGUCAACAGAAUCUACUUGGCUGAUGAGAAAGCUGCUCUCUUGAAGGAAAAGCAAACUAUGUUAGAAGGUAUAAUAUACUCUGAAAAACUUGCUCAUAAAUUAAUAACAGCAUGCCAUGGUUUGUGUCUGAACUACAUGAAAAGAUUGUCUAAAAAAUUAAAAGUUCACUGCAUUGAUUAUUAAUAUUUUUUUUUAUUUUCAGAAGCCAAACAAAUGGCCAAGGAAGCCAGAGCAAAUCUGUCUCAAAUGAAAACAAACCCAAACGCUACCCCAAACUCCACAGAUACAACCACGACUAACCAACUGUCCACAGAUUGCACCACUAUCCAUCCAGACACAUCCGAACCUAUAGAUAUCAGUGAUGAUGAUUCAUCACCGAUCACGUCGGCAAAUAGUUUUCUAACACAUAUUUCUAACUCAAGGACAGAUAAUAACGUAGUAAAUAGGGCAUUGGAACCAGGUUGAUAUUAUGUAUAUAUAUGACAAUUUGGGAUGAAGGUGUAUGUAUGUUCUUAACUAAUUAAGUUAUAAUGUAGUUAUUGAGUUUUGUGUGUUUAAAUUAAAACAUUAUACAAUAACUUGUGGUUUUUAUACUUAUUUUUUACAUUUAUGUGCAGUAACAAAUUCAUCAGAAAUGUCAACAGCUGAACAAAGCCAGCCAAAUUUGAUCACAACUCACAUACAGUAUAUUUAAUUGCAUGCGAUGAGUUAAAACUAUAAAAUAUCAAGACUUCUGAAUCUGUAGUUCAUUACGUAUGGCCACUCCGAGUAAAUUAGUAAUUUCUUAUACUGUACAGACUAAUUGGUACUACUUAGUAGAUAAAAUAUAAGUCACUAGUACAUGUGGUAUUUACAAUCAUUUUUACCGGACAAAAAAUUACCUAUCCUCAGACACGUCUUACCACUAUCCCAAGAUAUCCAUCAACAUCCUACGUAGUUGGGCUUACUACUGUGACGUCCUCACUGCGCAUGUCUGACGGCAGUUUUCUCGCAAAGAUUGAAUGAAGAUUUUGUAAACUUCCACCAGCCACUUUAAAUGCCAGUACAGCCAUAACGACCAGGACAAGAUAGGCUGAAAGCAUAGACCCAAGAUACGACUCCUUGUUGUUCAGUAAGGUC
Paramuricea clavata is the source of this 8266-nucleotide messenger RNA. NCBI's taxonomy places the organism in Eukaryota, Metazoa, Cnidaria, Anthozoa, Malacalcyonacea, Plexauridae. The record is from the annotation of a GenBank genome assembly.